AUGGAGGCUUUCCCCUGGGCGCCCCGCUCGCCCCGCCGCGCCCGCGCCCCGGCGCCCAUGGCGCUCGUCCCCAGUGCCCGCUACGUGAGCGCCCCGGGCCCGGCAAACCCGCAGCCCUUCAGCUCGUGGAACGACUACCUGGGGCUCGCCACCCUCAUCACCAAGGCGGUGGACGGCGAGCCGCGCUUCGGCUGCGCCCGCGGCGGAGACGGCGGCGGCAACGACGGCUCUCCGCCUUCCUGCUCCCCGCACGCGGCCGCCGGGCCUGGCACGCUGGGGCCGGCCCUGGGGCUGCCCGACUACGACGAGGACGACGACGACGACGAUGACAGCGACGAGCUGGGCUCCCGGGGCCGCUACCUGGGGGGCGCGCUGGAGCUGCGCGCGCUGGAGCUGUGCGCGGACCCCGCCGACGCCGGGCUGCUGGAGGAGCGCUUCGCCGACCUGAGCCCCUUCGCCGGCCGCGCGGCCGCCGUGCUGCUGGGCUGCGCGUCCGCCGCCGAAGGGACGCCGCGCGAGGAGCGCGCCGCGGCGUGGGCGGCCGAGCCCCGGCUGCACGCGGCCUCCGGGGCCGCGGCCGCCCGACUGCUCAAGCCCGAGCUGCAGGUGUGCGUGUUCUGCCGGAACAACAAGGAGGCCGUGGCGCUCUACACCACGCACAUCCUGAAGGGCCCCGACGGGCGCGUGCUGUGCCCCGUGCUGCGCCGCUACACGUGCCCCCUGUGCGGCGCCAGCGGCGACAACGCGCACACCAUCAAGUACUGCCCGCUGUCCAAAGCGCCGCCUCGCAGCGCCCGGGACAGCCUGGCCGGCAAGAAGCUGCGCUGA
Lepus europaeus (European hare) is the source of this 828-nucleotide messenger RNA. RefSeq names its product nanos C2HC-type zinc finger 1 (gene NANOS1). The record is from RefSeq and is a predicted model, not a curated record. The transcript has a single exon. Bases 1 to 828 code for a protein of 275 amino acids. Gene Ontology annotation, cellular component: perinuclear region of cytoplasm. Gene Ontology annotation, molecular function: zinc ion binding; mRNA binding. NCBI's taxonomy places the organism in Eukaryota, Metazoa, Chordata, Mammalia, Lagomorpha, Leporidae. Gene Ontology annotation, biological process: oogenesis; negative regulation of translation.